AUGGACGCAAACACAGGGAAGAUUAUUGAUGGGGAUAUUAAAGCCCAUACUCAUCAAUGUAUUAAGAACAUAUCAAACAUCCUCGACGCGGCUGGGUCAAACAUCACACGAGUUGUCAAGGUGAACGUUUUCCUAUCCGACAUGGAUGAUUUUGCGGAGAUGAACUCAGUGUACACGCUCUAUUGGGGUGAUGUUAAGCCUGCCCGAACAUGUGUUUCUGUGAAGAGAUUGCCGCUAGAUACUGAUGUGGAGAUCGAGUGUAUCGCUGUUUUGUAG
Penicillium daleae is the source of this 276-nucleotide messenger RNA. Its product is annotated as putative L-PSP endoribonuclease family protein Brt1. Lineage: Eukaryota; Fungi; Ascomycota; Eurotiomycetes; Eurotiales; Aspergillaceae. The transcript is spliced from 3 exons. The coding region runs from base 1 to 276 and encodes 91 amino acids. Gene Ontology annotation, cellular component: mitochondrion; cytosol. Gene Ontology annotation, molecular function: deaminase activity. The record is from RefSeq and is a predicted model, not a curated record.